Molecule: messenger RNA, 5399 nt
Organism: Oncorhynchus masou masou (cherry salmon)
Lineage: Eukaryota; Metazoa; Chordata; Actinopteri; Salmoniformes; Salmonidae
Product: butyrophilin subfamily 1 member A1-like
Exons: 14
Coding region: 2942-3667 (241 amino acids)
Biological process (GO): protein ubiquitination
Cellular component (GO): cytoplasm
Molecular function (GO): ubiquitin protein ligase activity; protein binding
Source: RefSeq, a predicted model, not a curated record
GGUUCAACUGACGGGUUAUACAUUAACCAAAGGAGCUGGGGCAUGCUGUCUCAUUAUCAAAUCUUUCUGUUCUCGUAAUUAUGGCCACUCGCUAGCAUUUAGCAUUAGUAAGUUGGUAAAUGUGUACUUGGUAUGAAUAAUAUUUGAGACUAUAGUGGUACAUAUACAACAUAACAGGACAGGUUUUGUACACAAGGUGCCGUGGCUGAGUAUUGGAGAAGGACAAGACACAGCGUUGUUCUGGGACUAUUUGGCUGUUAGCUAUUACCAUUUAGCCACCAUCACCAUGGGAUGUUUGGAAUCAAAAACAGAAGAACAGAUACAGAGCCCGGUGGAUUCAACAACGAAGGACAAAGAAAACCCUUCACAGUCAGAAACUCAGCUCAAACUAUCUCCAAAAAAAGAUAUAAAUCAAGCACGCUCACAUGAAGUGGAUGUUAGUCUGGAUGUGGACACAGCUCACCCUAAGCUGAAGAUAAAUGGGAAAUCACUACAGUGGACUAAUGAAUCACCACAGAGAAACAUUGACAUUGAGAACUGUUUUAAUGAAGAGCCUUUUGUGUUGGGCAAAAUGGGCCGUCCUUUGAAGACUUACUGGGAGGUGAAUGUGAAGGAGAAGGAUGACUGGGUGCUUGGCGUUGCCAAGACAACAGCUAACAGGAAGGGGCCGUUGGCUUUCAGUCCAACUAAUGGCUUCUGGGUAAUCAGACUUUCCAAUGGACAAAGACUUAAAGCCAUGGAGGAUGAAGAACACGUUCUUGACAAAGGUAUUCCAGAUAAAGUUGGUAUCUAUCUAGAUUAUCAGGAAAGGAAGGUGACUUUCUUUAAUGCAGAUGACGGUUCACUCAUCUACUCAUUUAUUGAUGGACCAAGUUAUCAGGAUGAUGUCCUGCCACUUUUCUCACCUGGGAACAAUGAUGCAAAACCAAUCACAAUUUUGCCCUUCACAGCAACAUAGAAAAACACAAAUGAUCGCAUUCCCUGUCUGUCAAUAGCUUGUCAUGGUUUAAAGCUAUGCAAAACAUUUUUUAUUAAGUAAUAUCCAGAAUUGUGGAUAACUUUCUAUGUUCAUUGGCUGUCAUGUAAUCAGGUAUCAACGUUGUGUCCAUAUUAUUUGUUAAUAUAUUAAUGCUCUGUCUUUCCGACUUGAAGAUUACUGACAUUAUGAUUUGACCUCGUAUUUGUCUGAGUUCCCUGUUGUCGUGAAAGCACUAUAAAACUCAUGGUACCCUUCGCCAGGCCAUAUCUGUGUGAAGCUUGACUCAAUGCUCUCAUCUGCUUUAAAACCAAAUAUCGAUCCAGGUUGGAUGUGACAGCAGAGAUGAGUUGCGCACUGUCGACAACCCCCUCUGACUUUGAGAAGCUCCAACACGACAUGCAUAAAGCACAACCAUCUCAUUAGUGCCGGUGAGAUAAGACACAUCAUGUCCAGUGGGGACCCUUUGUUCAGGGCAGGUGGGGCAGAAGCCACGACAGGUGAUCCACCACCUAUUUUUUGGGGGUCUGUUUUGCAUGUUAUUUUAAUACAGGUAACAUAUCAGUUUGUAAACAAUGUAUGUUGUGUUAGUAGCCCAUGUGCUUCACCAUAAUAAUUUGCUCCCUUUUCCCCUCAUAACUUAGCCUACUGUUCUGACUUAGUGGUGCACAUUCAGCCUAUAGCCUGUUUUAGAGAAAGGUUACCAUCAAAUAUUGUAAGAGCUUUCAUUGUCUGCUUAUAGACCACACAUAUGAAUGGGUUGUCAGAGAGAACACUGUAAGAACGGCCCAUGUUCUCAAUUCUGUCGCAGUACAUUUCAAAAGUGCUGAACAAAUAGUUAUAUUGACUACGUCAGUCCGAGCUCGCUCAUUAAUGUCUUGAUCAAUGUUAUGGAUUGCCUCUUAUCCGCUCAUUGUCCCCUUAUGCAAUAGUUUGCACAUCUCAAUUGCAAGAAGACACCACAUCUGUUUAGCAAGUCAGCCAUAUCAGCUAUGCUUUUUUAAAAGGCAGUAAAUGAGGCUGAAUGAACUGUUUCGCUACCAGACAAGGCUCUGCUGAUAGCCAGGUGUAGCAGUGGUAAGGUGUUGGGACUGCUGUUGGAACUCUGCUGUUGGGACAGCUUUAUGUAGGCCCUAACAGUUGUGUGUGCAGUUUGUCACUGUUAUAUUGCAAUUCAUGGAUGGUUUAUUGUUAUGUUGUGUAGUGGCUUUUCUGGCAUGCAUAAAUCAAAAGUAAAAAAAUGCCACACCAAUAUUUACAUGCUAAAAUUGCCACUGAUCAUGUCAGUCUAAUUUGCAAUUCACUGACAUAGCCCCACAUUAAAAAUAUGUGGGGGUGAGUUGAGAAAAUCAGAAAUCAGAAAUACUUUUAGAAUGUUUUUCAAUUGACUGCCACAGCACCAAAUAAAAAAAAGUAUGAAUGGCAUUUAAAAAACAAACAUUUUUGGGGUUAAUUUGAAUUGUUUUAGGCGAUAAUUUUCAAAUAUCAAAAUGGGGUCGUGGGACAAAAAGGUUUGCGGAUCACUGGCAUUGAGUAUAUAUUUGGCUUGCAGUAACUAAACUGGCCAUGGGGAGGGGCAGCUUUCCUAUAAAGUACUGUAAUGAGGAAGUAAAUAAGAUACAGAAGUCUUGAUAAAACCUUGACCCUCCCUGUUUCCCUACGUGAUUCUUGCUGGAAGGUUCAACUGACGGGUUAUACAUUAACCAAAGGAGCUGGGGCAUGCUGUUUCAUUAUCAAAUCUUUCUGUUUUCAUAAGUAUGGCUACUCAAUAGCCUUUAGCAUUAGCAAUUUGGUAAAUGGGAAGUUGGAAUGAAAAAUAUUUGAGACUAUAGGUGGUACAUAUACAACAAAACAGGCCAUUCAUAUAUACACAAGGUGCCGUGGCUGAGUAUUGGAGAAGGACAAGACACAGCGUUGUUCUGGGACUAUUUGGCUGUUAGCUAUUACCAUUUAGCCACCAUCACCAUGGGAUGUUGUGGCUCAAAAACAGAACAGAUAGAGAGCACCGUGGAUUCAACAAAUAAGGGUUAUGACUCAACUGCAGAGCAAGAAAACCCUUUACAGACAGAUACUCAUGUCAAACUAUCUCCUAAGAAAGAUGCAUCAGCAAGAUCCAUCAAGAAGACUGCAAAGUUGGAUAUAAAUCAAGCACGCUCACAUGAAGUGGAUGUUAGUCUGGAUGUGGACACAGCUCACCCUAAGCUGAAGAUACAUGGGAAAUCACUACAGUGGACUAAUGAAUCACCACAGAGAAACAUUAACAUUGAGAAGUGUUUUGAUGAAGAGCCUUUUGUGUUGGGCAAUAUGGGCCGCGCACGGAAGAGUUACUGGGAGGUGAAUGUGAAGGAGAAGGAUGACUGGGUGCUUGGCGUUGCCAAGGCAACGGCUCACAGGAAGGGGCCGCUGGUUUUCAGACCAACAGGUGGCUUCUGGGUAAUCAGACUUUCCAAUGGGCAAAGACUUAAAGCAAUGGAGGAUGAAGAACACAUUCUUGAGAAAGGUAUUCCAGAUAAAGUUGGUAUCUAUCUAGAUUAUCAGGAAAGGAAGGUGACUUUCUUUAAUGCAGAUGACGGUUCACUCAUCUACUCAUUUAUUGAUGGACCAAGUUAUCAGGAUGAUGUCCUGCCACUUUUCUCACCCUGGAACAACGAUGCAAAACCAAUUGCAAUUUUGUCCAUCACAGCAACAUAGAAAAACACAAUUGAUCAUAUUCCCUGUCUGUCAAUAGCUUGUCAUGGUAUCAAGCUAUGUUAAUAUUUUUGAUUAAGUAAUUUGUAUGAUCCUUUGCUGUCAUCUAACCAGGCAUCUACGUUGUGUUCCAUUAUUUGUAUUAAUAUAUUAGUCGUUCAUUAUUUCAAUAGAUUUUUGUGUAUGAAAUUAAACAAUCAUUUUGUUUUAAAAUAUUAAAUGUUGAUUUGUGAAAAAUACAAGAUCUUAUUUGGUAUCUGGAUGUAGAUCUAUUGAUGACCAGGAUUGAGAAAAACAACGACCUUCUAUUGGCUUGUAUGUAGUUGUUUUGACAACUUUGGUAAUCAUCCAUCACGUAAAACUUUGCUUAUAUUUACAAUGACCAGGCAUGAGAGCUGGAUUGCCAGAGUUUUGACACAAUAUAUUGACCCUGUAAAGCCUGAAGUUAGUUGUUCAGUGUAACAUCUAGGUGGACCGUCUUUUCAUUACAGACAUUUCUAACAUGCUAGUUCAAUUAGUGUGUGAUAUAAAGUGAUUCUAUGAUUUGUUUUUAAAAGAACUAUGACUGUAUGAUAUGAACAUGAAAAAACACCAAUAUGACAAAUGAGUUUGACAAAACUGAAUACAUUAGUCCAUACAUCUCUGUAACAAGGGAUAUUUACUAACUUUACAGUAUUGAGUAUAUAUAGAAUCAAUAUAGAGAUUUUAGUAGAGUUUUACAGUUACAUCUAAAACAUUAGAAAACAUUAGACAAAAAAAAGGGCAAAACAUUCCAUCUCACAUCGCUCGGGAUAAUUUUCUGUGAAAUAAAAUAAGUAAAAGAUUGAAGUAACUCAAUCUUGACAGUUGAUAAUUACUAAAGCUAAAUAAAUACUCAAACAAUGGAAGAUAAUCCGCCUUGCACUCUACCCAUCAGUUAUUUUCCCCAUGGUUAAAUAAAACCACAUAUUGUUUUGUGUUUUUUAAGAGUACUAAUAAAACCACAGAGUUUGGGGGUAUUAGAGUACCAAUAAAACCACAGAGUUUGGGGGUAUUAGAGUACUAAUUAAACCACAGAGCGUGGGGGUAUUAGAGUACUAAUUAGACCACAGAUAGUUUGGGGGUAUUAGAGUACUAAUAAAACCACAGAGAGUUUGGGGGUUUUAGAGUAACUAAUAAAACCACAGAGAGUUUGGGGGUUUUAGAGUAACUAAUAAAGUCACACACACAUGCAGUUGUAACAAAAGACUGAACAAACAAUGCUAUGGCCUUGCCUAUCAACUGCAAUCUUUUACAGGUUCACUUCUCAGCAUGAGGAGUGUAUCGCUUGUCAGAUGGGUGAGAUAUUGAGUUCCUCUUUGCAACCUAACAAUGGGCCAAAGAAUGGAUAGAGUUUCUUAGUAAAUGUAAAAGUGAAAGAGUGGAUGUGGCAUUUCUUCUCAACAUUGAAAAAUACUAUCCACUAACACUCCCAGCUUCAGAGAUUUCAGUUCAGCGGGAAGUACAGUAGGAGACUGAUUUCAAUACUUUGUUUUCCAAACGUAUGCUCCAGUAGCUAUUCUCUGGAAUCAUUUGGAUGUUUGAACCUUUGUUCUCUGGAUCCUGUGACUCAAACACUGUACUGAGUCUUCUCUCCCAUGUAAAUGUUUUGUUUGUAAUGUUUUGUCUGCUGAGAGAGAUGUCCUCACAUAAACGCUUGGUUUGCUUUCGCUGUAAAGCUUUUUUGAAAUCUGAUAUGCCAAGUGGAUUAACAACA